Xenopus laevis (African clawed frog) is the source of this 1656-nucleotide messenger RNA. Its product is annotated as MGC108429 protein L homeolog. Gene Ontology annotation, molecular function: magnesium ion transmembrane transporter activity. Bases 630 to 1637 code for a protein of 335 amino acids. NCBI's taxonomy places the organism in Eukaryota, Metazoa, Chordata, Amphibia, Anura, Pipidae. The record is from RefSeq and is a predicted model, not a curated record. The transcript is spliced from 8 exons. Gene Ontology annotation, biological process: magnesium ion transport; magnesium ion transmembrane transport. Gene Ontology annotation, cellular component: membrane.
UAAAUGAAAUGUGUCCAAGUAUAUUGAUUUACUUGAAACUCUGGGCCCGGGGUUAUACCAGUGAGCACCACGGAUCGAUCCUCUUCCUUCUUCCUCUUUCUUCACACUGCUGCGCAUGUGCAUUAGAGUGAAAAGCAGAACUCUACCUAAAAAGUCACUAUUUCAUUCUACUGUGCAUGAGUCUGCCCCAGGAAAUGUGAAGAAAGAUCUCUCUGUGGUGCUCGCUGGAAUAACUCUGGGCCGGUGCAGUUUUCUGCUGAUAGGAGCACUGGCACAGGGUUUCAGCCAUCCUGCCCUAGUGCACCUUAAUAUAUAAUCCAUGCAGAUUUUGGCACAUACCAGGCACUGUCAGCCGAUUUUGCAAGCGACAGAAGGGCAAGGAUCAGCUCAGAAGGCCACAGUUACUACCUCACGUGAACUGCAAAGGGAACGCGUUUACAAAAUGUCUGAGAGCCGAAGACGUUUGAGAGAUCUGUGACAUCACCUCACCUCUUCACCCGGCUUCGGAACGUAGCCUAUGUUCUGUCUCUCUGCCUGCCAACCAUGCCUGUGAUUUAUAGAAGCUAUUAUUUAGCCUCAGAAUAAGUGGAGCAAAACCCUCUUUUGAACAGACAUAGUGUACCGUUUUCAUGGAGACUAAAGGAAACCGUUAUGACUUCUACAUUGGGCUGGUUCUAGCUCUUUCCUCCAGCCUUUUCAUUGGGAGCAGCUUUAUUCUAAAAAAGAAGGGUCUCCUCAAAUUCUGCAGUCAAGGGCAGCUCAGGGCAGGGCAAGGGGGGCAUGCUUACCUCAAGGAAUGGCUGUGGUGGGCAGGUCUCUUGUCCAUGGGACUGGGCGAAGCUGCUAACUUUGCUGCAUAUAUAUUUGCGCCUGCCACACUGGUGACUCCCCUGGGAGGAUUGAGUGUCUUGGUGAGUGCGGUCCUUUCAUCUUAUUUUCUGAAUGAGUAUUUAACCUCUCCCGCUAAGACUGGGUGUGCUCUCAGUAUUUUGGGUUCCACUAUUAUGGUUCUCCAUGCUCCUCAGGAGGAAGAGGUAUCAACACUGAGUAACAUGGAAGUAAAACUGAAACAGCCAGAAUUUCUGGCCUUUGUUUCCUGCGUGCUCCUGUUUUCUCUCUUGCUUGCCCUGCUGGCUGCCCCCCGCUGGGGUCACAGUUAUGUGCUGGUAUAUGUACUCAUCUGUUCCCUUGUGGGAUCCCUUUCAGUGGCAUGUGUAAAGGGGCUAGGUAUAGCCAUCCGUGGUCUAUUCUCUGGACUGCCAGUGUAUAAGGAUCCACUUGGAUGGGUGUUAUUACUGUGCCUGUGCAUCUGCAUCAGUGUCCAAAUCCACUAUCUAAACAGAGCCCUGGAUGUAUUUACAGCCUCUCUGGUGAUGCCAAUCUAUUACGUGCUGUUCACAUCCUCUGUUCUUGCCUGUUCUGCGAUCCUGUUCCAAGAGUGGAGACACCUGAGUGCUAGCAGUGUGGUGGGGACAGUCAGCGGCUUUGUUACCAUUGUAUUGGGUGUAUUCUUGCUGCAUGCUUACCGCGAUCUACCCCUGCCCCUUGCACUGCUACCUUUAUACCUCAGGGAUGGGGGGAAAAGAGACAAGUUGGAGUGGCAGGAGGUCUCGCCCAUCCGUGAUGAGAUUGAAUAAAGUACUAUUGCUAUUUCAA